Penicillium salamii is the source of this 1746-nucleotide messenger RNA. Lineage: Eukaryota; Fungi; Ascomycota; Eurotiomycetes; Eurotiales; Aspergillaceae. The record is from the annotation of a GenBank genome assembly.
AUGUCGGAAGAUAACAUGGCUCACUAUAUUGGAAUUGACGUGGGCACUGGAAGUGCUCGAGCCUGCGUGAUUGAUGGACAGGGCAACAUCGUCGGGCUCGCUUCGCAGAACAUCGAAACCUGGCAACCACAUCCAGAAUUCUACGAGCAGUCCACCACCAACAUCUGGGACAGCAUUCGCGCCGCAGUCCGACAAGGUGUCAAAGAAGCUGGAGUCCCGCCAUCGAGUAUCCGAGGCCUCGCAUUCGAUGCCACAUGUUCCCUGGCCGUCUUUAGCAAAGAGACUGACAAACCAGUCACCGUGGGUGGACCGGGGGGCAGGGAUGACCAGAACGUGAUUCUUUGGCUGGAUCAUCGUGCAGUUGAAGAGACAAAUAUAAUCAACGCGACUGACCACCCGGUGCUCCAGUAUGUGGGGGGUGCCAUGUCCGUUGAAAUGGAGAUGCCCAAAAUCCUUUGGUUGAAGAAGCACAUGGGCCUUGAAGAAUUCCAAGACUGCGAGUUUUAUGAUCUCGCGGACGCCCUCACUCACUUAGCAACUGGAACAAAGACUCGCAGCUGCUGUAGCGUGGUAUGCAAGCAAGGCUAUCUAGCCCCAGGAACAAAAUACGGCGAAGAGGGCUGGCAGCUGGACUUUUUGAGGCAGAUUGGCCUUGAAGAUCUUGCUACAGACAACUACUCUCAACUUGGAGGUAUCAAUGGCAAGAACGGCCAGUAUCUCAGUGCUGGAGAAUGCGUUGGACCCUUGAGUGAAAAGGCUGCCGCCAAGCUAGGACUCUCUCCCGGAAUCGCCGUUGGUAGUGGUGUCAUCGAUGCCUAUGCAGGGUGGAUCGGGACAGUUGGAGCGAAAGUUGAUCUUGGAUUGGAUAGUCAGAUCGACAAUAAAGAGCAUCUUUCGCAUCGCUUGGCAUUGGUCGCUGGAACAUCCACUUGUCAUUUGGCCAUGUCAGAUACGGAGCUGUUUGUACCCGGAGUCUGGGGUCCUUACCGAGGCGCCAUUAUCCCCGGGGCAUAUGUUGCCGAAGGGGGGCAAUCAGCAACUGGUGAACUCAUUCGACAUGUCGUUGAAAGCCAUCCGGCAUACUCGGCCACACUUGCGGCAGCAAAGGAAGCCGGUAUCAGCCUUUACGACUUCUUGAAUGAUUACCUACAAAAAGAAGCUGCAAAGAGCCAGGUGAACCAUGUCUCAGAACUGGCAAAGCACUUCUUCUUCUACGGCGACUUGUGGGGCAAUCGAUCCCCCCUUGCCGAUCCGCGAAUGAGUGGCACAAUCAUCGGACUGAGAAGUGACCAGUCAACCAAAAGUCUCGCUCUUCAUUACUAUGGGGCAUUGGAAUUUAUCGCCUUGCAAACACGCCAGAUUGUUGAGACAAUGAACGAACAUGGGCAUCAAAUCUCGACAAUUUUCAUGUCGGGAUCACAGACGCUCAUUGAUCUUCUGGUUCAUUUGAUUGCUUCGGCUUGUAGAAUGCCGGUGGUACUUCCAGAAUACGUCCAUGCAGCCGUAUGUCACGGAGCUGCCAUGUUGGCGGCCAUGGCGGCCAGUAAAGCACCCGGGGCAAAACCGAAGGAUUUGUGGAGCGUAAUGAGUCAAAUGAGCAAGCCUGGCCGACGGGUGGAUCCCACAGCUGAUGCCCAUGAACAAGGGCUUCUCCAGGUUAAAUACGAGGUAUUUUUGGACAUGUGUUUCAAACAGCGUGAGUAUCGUUGCCUGGUGGACGAACGAUUGUAUGCGGCAGAUUCUUGA